Messenger RNA from Oncorhynchus kisutch (coho salmon), 1195 nucleotides. RefSeq names its product histone H3.3. The transcript has 4 exons. Gene Ontology annotation, cellular component: nucleosome. Lineage: Eukaryota; Metazoa; Chordata; Actinopteri; Salmoniformes; Salmonidae. Gene Ontology annotation, molecular function: DNA binding; protein heterodimerization activity; structural constituent of chromatin. The coding region runs from base 140 to 550 and encodes 136 amino acids. The record is from RefSeq and is a predicted model, not a curated record.
GACGUCAUGAGAAAGUAUAAAAAUUGAUUCAUCGCCGUUUUCCAUUAAUCGCGUUGUGUGUCUCAAAGAAGAGCAGUUAGGAUCUGCUGGUCUACCUGUUAAAGUUUUGGAAUAAUCCAACAGUUAUCAUACGUGAGAGAUGGCUCGUACCAAGCAGACCGCCCGUAAGUCCACCGGAGGAAAGGCGCCAAGGAAGCAGCUCGCCACAAAGGCGGCCAGGAAAAGUGCGCCAUCCACCGGAGGAGUGAAGAAGCCCCAUCGUUACAGGCCAGGAACAGUGGCUCUGAGGGAGAUCCGUCGUUAUCAGAAGUCUACUGAGCUGCUGAUCCGCAAGCUGCCUUUCCAGCGUCUGGUGAGAGAAAUCGCGCAGGACUUCAAGACGGACCUGCGUUUCCAGAGUGCUGCCAUUGGUGCCCUUCAGGAGGCCAGCGAAGCGUACCUGGUGGGUCUGUUUGAGGAUACCAACCUGUGCGCCAUCCACGCCAAGCGUGUCACCAUUAUGCCCAAAGACAUCCAGCUGGCCCGCAGGAUAAGGGGAGAGAGGGCCUAAAUGGUACCUCCUGCUCUAGACACACAAUUCUAUUUAUCUCACUUAACCAUUUUGUGAAUUUUAAAAACAUUGUUAUUUCUUUUCUUUUUGUAAUGUAUUUUAGAAUGAGGUAACGAUCAGAUAUGGUUAGUGUGCAGAUAGGCCGAUCGGCUUGCCUUCAAUUGCAAAUGAGGCUUGUUUUUAUCUUGGUGGCGGAGGAAAGAUUUACAUGGCUGUCACCCUGUUGACUUCAGUCAGGUGGCUUCACAUGUUAACUGGCUCAUUUAGGGUGACAGUAAUACAUACUCUAGAUGACAGAGCCUUUGUGGUUGGGGGGGUUAUGAGGUGAAAGAACGAGUCAGCUCUUUACGUCAGCUUCCGGGGUGGUGUCAGGGUCUCAUCUCUUUCCACCCUUUGUCUCAGCAGUCUGCCAGCAUGUCUUGCACAACAGUUCACUCCUAGCACUCCAUAAUGGUGUCAGGGGGAUUGUCUAUGCAGUUACUCCUCCUGACACUGUCAGGGAUGGCCAGGAGGAUGACCAAGACUCUGUAUAUUCUGGACUGUUUUUUACAAUGUUAUUUUUCCAACAUGCAACAAACCUUGGCAGCUACAUUUAAUAUUUAUGAGUGUCACAUUGUCUUUCUAUUAAAUGUGUUUACAAGUAAA